Molecule: messenger RNA, 3813 nt
Organism: Carica papaya (papaya)
Lineage: Eukaryota; Viridiplantae; Streptophyta; Magnoliopsida; Brassicales; Caricaceae
Source: RefSeq, a predicted model, not a curated record
GUAAUUUUUUUUUAAUAGCAUAAUUACCGGCGUCAAUUUCAAUUUUUUAGCGUGCAUUUGAUUAUUUCCAUUUUAUAACCACUUUUCGAAUUCAUGUAGGCUUUACUUAUAAUUUUCACUUAAACAGUAAUAGAGUCAUACAGGUGUAGAAUUGGUGGCAACGGUGGUCAUUUGAGUUUCUUCAUAUUGCGAGCAUAGUUUUAGGGCUAAAUGAGCGGAGACUAUUAAAACCUGGACCCUGAACUUGGCUCAAUUACUUUGAAGGCUGUGUUUGGGUGAGGAUGAAGGGGGGGAGAGGGGGAACAUAAAAUAUGAGGAGGUUAGUAACUGGUAAUGGAAUUGAAGGUGAAUGAGGGGGAAUAUGCAUUCUAAAUUGACAGAAAGAAAAAGGAAUUAAUGCCCAAAUUGUGGAAGAAUGGAUAGUAAGGAAUAAGAGCUAAUAUCAUUUUUUUGCAAUGACCAAUUAAUUCGUAAUGAUUUCUUUAGAAUGCUAUUUUCCCAAGUCAUCUUCUUACAAAGGAAAAGGAUAUUAUACAUCAAUUAUUUCCAUUCUGUUCCCUUUCUCCUCUUAUUAAAACAAGAAAAUAUAUUUUACUCUCAGUUCCCUUUUACUGGUUCCCAUAUGAAGUGAAGCACAUUGCUGUCAAUUGUUUAUGUUCGUUCCUGUCAUUUUCCUUUCCUGAACAGAUCCUAAGUUUUUGUAUCCUGUCAAUUUCCUUUCCUGAACAGAUUCAAAGUUGUUUUUUUUUUCGGUGUAGCUUAAUUAGGCUAUCUUUUUCAGCGAAAAGAAGUUGAUUCUGAAUUUGUUUUUGAACUCAAACUUGAGUUACAGAUCCUGGUUUGAUUUUUAUUUCAAAUGUCAAAAACAGAGGGCACAACCGUCUUUGGCAAACAUAAUUUAGAAGUCAAAUAUGCUACCAUAGGUGUUCUUGUUUGGAAUAUUACUUACAAUUUUGUACACCUCAAGUAGGAAAAAAAGUAUAUGAACUAUUUGAGGAGUAAUUCAUUACUGCAUGAGAACUCCUCCGAUGGUUGAUUUACACUGAUACUGGUAUAAAGUUGAAGAAGCUUUAUAGAUUAGUGGGAAUAGGUAUCCUAAAAGUCAAUGGUUGUAGUUUUGGCAUCUGGGGCAAUACACAUACGGUUGCACUUAACACUUUUUUCACAGAUGUUGCUUGCUUAUGGUUUCUGUUAGGCGUAUCUGUAUAAGUCCUUUUAAGUUUUAAGGCUUUGCAACCAAGUGAAUAUUGUUUAUUAGCAGCACCCUUGACAUGACUGUGAUUGAGGUUCAGUGUCUUCAAAUUACGUAAGAGAAUGAUGCAUUUGAAACAGAAAAACCUAACAACUGUUACUUUGAGUCCCGAGGUUUAAUGAAAAAAUAUUUUGUGUGCUGUGUGUUUAAAAUAAUCCAGCCUGGCUUGUGUACUAACUCAUAUGGAAAUCUGGGUUGUAGGUUGGUGGUACAAUUGUUGGGUGAUUUAAUGGAACUAGCUGUAAAUGAUGAAUGUUGGAAAUUAGGAACAAUUGGGGAGGAACCUAAGAAAUUCACGUUUAAAAAUUGGCUUAUACAGAAGAUUGACUUAGUUUGAUUUCCCUUCCAAGUAUAAACAUGAACAAAUAUAAACACUAGGAAAAGCAGUUUUACCUUCAAUUUUUCGAGCGAGAGAGAGAUGGUAUAAAAAGCAGACCAUGUUAGUUCUGCUGACUAAAUUCUUCAACUAAAUAUUGAUAUUCAUAUGCUAUCCUUGGUCCUCUGAUAUAUAGUCAUAUAAGUAAAUUUGAUGGGUUUGCUCAUGUCUUUUUUGAUCUUAUAAUAUCUUGUGUAAAUCAUGCUUGAAACUCCAGGUCUUCAUUGGACCAUGUCUGAUACUGAGCUAGUUGUGCAAAAUGAUAGUGCUUCCUCUCUCAUAGAAGAGCUCGGAAAGAAAUUUCUUGAACUAGAAGCUCGUAAAGAUACUAAUGCUGACAAGGUGCAGUGGAUGGAUAUUGAAGCACACUUUCGAGAUCUUGAGACAAAGUUGAAGUUAAAAUAUGAAAAGCUAGAAGCUAGGGAGAAGGAAUAUGAGGAACAAGAAGCUAAAACCCUUGCGUUGUUAGCGGAGAGAGAAGCUGCUGUUGCUGCUAAAGAGCAAGAUCUACUAGAUCGGGUGCAGGAACUUAAAGAUGCUGCUGUUGCUUCCAUCACCGAGGCGCGGGCAAAUCACCAACCAACUUUAUUGGAAUCUGUUGAUGGUGGAAACAGCAAAGACAGCAAGGUAAGCAGCUCUCUUGGUGAUACAAAUUCCCCAGAGGAGGACUUUCCUCGUAAAACAAGUGAAAAUGCUGCAAAUGUGGCUGCUGAUAUUAAGCCACGCCCAGAACUGACGCAAUUUUGCGAGCAGAUGGAUGCCAAAGGGCUUUUGAAUUUUACUAUGGAGAACCAUAAAGUUCUGUUUGCUAUUCGUGAGGAACUUUCUGUUGCGUUAAAAAGUGCAACUGACCCGGCACGUUUAGUGCUGGAUUCAUUGGAGGGAUUUUACCCUCCUGAUGAAACUAACCUACCAAUUGAUAAGAAGGAUGCUGCCCUUCUGGGCAAGCGCAAAUCCUGUGUUGUUUUUAUGGAAGCCAUGGCCGCCUUAAUGGCAAGAAUUGACCCAGGUGCUGAUAACCUUCUGAACCCUGACACCAAGCAGCAAGCCAAGGCAAUUGCUGAUGAGUGGAAGCCUAAGUUGUCUAGUGGAGGCAUUGAUGCUGCCAAUGGAAAUUCAUUGGAAGCAGAGGCAUUCUUGCAGCUCCUUGCUACUUUUAGGAUUGCUUCGGAGUUUGAUGAAGAAGAACUCUGCAAGCUUGUUCUUGUAGUUGCUCGCCGCCGGCAGGCACCUGAGCUUUGCCGUUCUCUUGGGUUAACACACAAAAUGCCAGGUGUUAUUGAAGCAUUGAUUAAAAAUGGGAGACAAGUAGAUGCUGUUCAUUUUAUUCAGGCCUUCCAGCUCUCUGAAAGCUUCCCCCCUGUGCCCCUUCUCAAGACAUACUUAAAGGACCUAAGGAGAAACUCCCAAGGAAGGGGUGGGAAUCCAGCUGGUGGACAGGGUGAUGCAAAUGCGCAAGAACUUGCUGCAUUGAAGGCUGUAAUCAAAUGUGUUGGGGAGUAUAGCCUUGAAGCUGAUUACCCACUUGAUUCCCUUCAAAGAAGAGUUGCUCAACUAGAGAAAUCAAAGUCCGAAAGGAAGAGAAAUGGAGAUCCUGGUAAGUAUCAAAACCAAAAGAAAGCAAGACCAAAUGGGGGAUUCCGAGGAUUUCGUACUCCUGGUGCAGCUCCUUCUGGUAGACAGCCUCCACCUGUUUAUGGAGACAGGGCAGCAUACACCGGGAUGUCAUCAGAGAGAUAUCCUCAUGCCGGUCUAAACCCUUACGAGUACCAAGUUCCCGGGCAAUCUGCCUAUCCUCAGCCAGCUGGUGAUCAAAGAUUAUAUUACUACCCUCAAGAGGACAGGCUAUCCGCGGUUUCUUAUAGCGCACCUUCGUCAAAUUAUGGUGGUUACAUCGGUAGUGGGCUGCAGCCUUCUCACCAGCCUUAUAUGUAAUUUUCACUCUGAAGAGUUUAUAUAAUAGGGAAGUUAGAUCAAAGCCAGAUGCAUGACUCAUUUUUGGGAAACCUACUCCCAAUUUGCGGGAAUGGUGCUGAUUUUCCUUCUUUUUUUUUUUUUUUUUUUUUUUUUUUUCCUUCUAAAGCUUCUAUUAGCACGCAACAAUCAGGUGCUUGGUUGGAUCCAUAACCCUUGUAAAACGAGGACUUGUAUGAAAGUUAAACAGAGAGCCUUUAUCUUUUGUCUC